CAUCUGUGGUUCGGAUCUCUACCAAAUUCCUGGUGCGAGCGCAGUCAACUCGAGUUUCCACCCGCCACCCCACGUAUACUCGCCAGUUUAAAGUGCACACCACUCCCAGGAGAUCAUGGCCGAAGCGGCCGUCGUCGCCGACGAGCACGCCCUGCAGCGCUUCUACUGCCACAUGUGCAACAUCAAGUUCGAGAGCUGCACCACAACGUUCAGCUGUCCACGAUGCGCCGACGGCUUCAUCGAGCAGCUGGAGGCACGCAGCGAGCACACCGUCGCCGCGCCAUUCGAUUCCGACGAGUCGGACGAGGAGAUGUUCGAUAUGCUGAAUCUGAGCCAUUUGAACUUCCUUCUGCCGGACGUGCGGCCGACUGGUAGGAUCCGUCACGGCGCGGAUGCUACCAGAAGAGCAGCGGGAGGAGGAAGCGAGGCUGGUCAAACUGGAGCGAAUCCACGCUCACCACUGACCUACGAGAACCUUCUUCAGGAAUUCAUCGUGAAUCUAGGCGUGAAUAUGUUGGGAGGCAAUGGGAAUAUGCAAUUAUUCCUCAAUCCCGGCGAUUAUGCGUGGGGCCGCGAAGGAUUGGACGCGAUUGUUACACAAUUAUUGAAUCAAAUUGACACGACAGGGCCGCCACCCCUGGCUAAAGACGUUAUCGAUGCCAUACCCGUAGUGGAAGUCAACCAGGAGCAGGUAGACACAAAGCUGAAAUGCUCCGUGUGCUGGGAAGAGUUUCAACUCGCCGAAAAAGUCCGCCAGUUGGCGUGUCAGCAUGUUUAUCACGAACCUUGUAUUCGCCCGUGGCUGGAACUGCAUAGUACGUGUCCCAUUUGUCGGCAGGAUUUAGGUUCGGAAGAUCAGAGCACUAAUACUGCCCCGGAUAAUUCUGGAGGUACAACUUAUAAUGCCCUGCAACAAUUGUUCCAAGCCGUGCACGGAAGCGGUGGGGGUAUGAGUAGUAGCAGCGCAACCACAACGGAUAGCACCUCGACGAGCAACAACGAUACGACGAGCAGCAGCUCGCGCGGCAGUGAUACUAGUAACUAGUUAAGAAUAAACGCGUCAUGAAAUGAGGCGAAAUGCGCUAAUACACCCAAUACACACAUACAUACAUUACACACAAAUCACACACUUGAUUGAUGCUAGCGCGACGGGUUGUUUGUUACGUUUUUGGUUUUUGAACGAUGUCGAGGCUGCGGUGGCUGAAGGGGGUGGAAAUAUUUGCGAACAUCACAUGCAAUCACAGACACGUGUGCUGAAUUGUUUUGUUAGGCCGACAUUUGUGGAGACAUUUCAACACUGCGAGGCGAUAGAGUGGCGUUUGUGGAUUCUGCAUAGAAUUUUUUAAUGUAUAAAUAUAUAUUUUGCCUUCACACGCGGAGAACCAGCAAAUGAGAGUAGAGUUUCUUCAUUUUUUUCUUUCUGUUUGUAGAUUUACUCAUGUGAACAAAGUUGCGGACGCAGUUCGUGAUAUAAGUUUAUAUAAUUCACUGUACAUUUACAAAGUGUGUGCAUAUUUGUAUUGUAAUUAAGGGAGUAUAUACUAUAAUAACAAAUACAAACAUUUACUGCAAA
Molecule: messenger RNA, 1573 nt
Organism: Dalotia coriaria
Lineage: Eukaryota; Metazoa; Arthropoda; Insecta; Coleoptera; Staphylinidae
Gene: Iru
Product: E3 ubiquitin-protein ligase Iruka
Exons: 6
Coding region: 116-1045 (309 amino acids)
Biological process (GO): protein ubiquitination
Cellular component (GO): cytoplasm
Molecular function (GO): ubiquitin protein ligase activity
Source: RefSeq, a predicted model, not a curated record